GUCCUCCGCGCUUCCCCCCUCCAGAUUCUUCUGCAAUGUAUAAAGAGCCAAGAGAAGAAAACAUAACAUUAAAAUGCACGAACAAAGUGCGCCGAUCGCCAUGAGAGGAUCUAGCUGCAGUCCUUGAUUCGGAGUCUUUUUACAAAGAAUGUCAGGGACAGCAAAUGCGGAAUCGGAGGGAGUCUCCAAAGUUCAAAUAAAAAGGCAGAUCAAGACAAUCGUGGAAGAUUUGGAGAACAUCUUAGGAGACUUGAAGGAUGUAGCGAAAGAACUCAAAGAGGUUGUUCAUGAGAUAGACUCCCUGACCUCAGACCUCCAGCUAGAGGAGACGGCAAACAGUUCAAAGACUGACACACUGAACAGCAGCUCGAGCAGUACCACAACCACCACCACUGCCUCCAGCAUUGAGAGAAUCAAGAUCUACCCUGAAGACGCCUUCCUCAGACCCCCAUCCAUGGCCUCUGGCAUGCUCACUGUAUUAAAGAGGACCCAUCCUCCUCUCCCACCCCCUCGCCUGAUGCCAGCCCUAGUCGAGGACCACAGCAAGAGCUUGUCCUCAGGGAACCAAGCCAAAGAGAACAGAACACUCAUGCGCAAUGGUGGCUUCUCUACAAAGCCCAUUAACAUACCCGGCAGAGAUUCGGUAUGCAUGCCUAAAAGCUCGACAGAGAAAGGACUGACUCUGAUACCCCUUUUGCGGCACAAAAAAAGUCGAUGUCCCCAGGUGACACGAGAACGCGUGAGAUUCAGUGAAAAGGUCCAGUACCACGGCUACUGCCCGGAUUGUGACCUGCAGUACGACAUUGAAAACACGGAUAUGCACUUACACAGCGAGCUUUUUGACAUGAAACUAAGCCCCAUUCAUCAAUGCACCUCCAUGGCCCCAGCCCAUGUUCUGAUGGAAAACGGUGGGCUGAGCCUCAGUCAUAGCUUUCCUCCUACAACUCAACCUUGUGUGCCUCAUCAUGCUACUCCAAAACCGCAGAAAACCAUACUACGCAAGUCCACCACAACAACUGUUUGAUACAUAAAUCCCCCUAAAGAGACAUUGAAUAAUAUUUUAGAUAUUUUGUGUAAUAUCAUAAGCACUUUCUACUGCAAUAUAAAAUGGAUUACAAGAAGAUUAAAAAGGAAAGCGGCUAUGGGGAUGGCUUACUUCAUUGGAAGUCCUAAGCAAGUAAGUGAUUGGUCCCUUUAUGAUUGAUGAAAUGCCAUAUUGACCGUCUGAUCACCUCAAUUUUGUGAUGUUCAAUUCGAAAGCUCUUAGAUCACUACCAAAGGCCCCGUCAGAGAAAAGUAUUAUGAACAAGGCUACUCAGCUGAGUCAUCUACAAUCAGUUUAAUCAUAAUGGCCAAAGGAUAUAAGAUGUUGUUUGGUGUAGAAACACAUAUGUGAUUCUAUCAGACAGGUUUGUGUAGUCUUAGAAUUGCAAAAAAAAAAAGAUCUUUGAAAACAAAGGUCACUAUUCACUAGUCACUAUUUUCUUUGUCAUUCCAUAUGUUAUUCUGUUUCAUUUCUGUAGCAGAAAUCCUACAAUGACCUGAAAGUUAAUUGUAGCGUAAGUGACUGAAAUGGAGAAAAGUACCAUAUUGUUGCUGCUGAAAAUGUGAAAACAUUUAAAAGGAUCCACUUUAACUUGAUGGCUACACAGAACAUUUCAUAUUGCUAUCAUGUAAUAAUAAGAGAAAAAGCCCUUAAAAUAUUGCCUUUGAAUGAUAGGUGGAAAUUUCUGGAAGAUAUAGAGAAAUGUAAAUUUAAUUGUGCAAACACAGUAUAUGUUUUAUAAAAGAGGAUUUUGAAAUAUAAAUGUAUACAUAUAUAUAAAAACAUAUUUUUGAUAUGUCUUCAAAUGAUUUUAAAGAUUGAUUUCUUUUUUUCUGGACUGUAACCUCUGCAGGGCAUUUAUUUACAUAAUUUAUUUAUGUAUUAUUCAAAGAUAUAGGAAAUGUCUAAAAGGUUUUUGUAUAUUUCGUGAGUGUGUGUGACUGUGUUUUAAAAAACUAAUUCAUUUGUUUCAUGUGUACAAUCUGACAAAAAUAUUGGAUUUCUCAACAAGCCUGUCGUGCAUUAUGCUCCUUUAAUGGGAACAAUAUUUUAUAAUACAGCCCAUGUACACUCUAAGAUACACAUUUGCAUUUGAUGACUAAUACCACUGUUCCAUAUCCAGAAAUACAGCAUUGUUUCUGAUGUUGUGCAACAGCUGCAAGCCAUUUACCCUGGAAAUAAAUAUUUUUUACACCUCUGAGGACAUUAACAAUAGGAGAUGUCCAGUAAGAAUAUUUUCUUGUCGUCCACUCUAGGUCCUUGUGUGUUUUCUGGAAACAAUGAAAAUAUUGGGAAUAUGGAUAGACAUAUUCUUUGCCAUUUGUAUUUAUUUUUACACAGUUUGACCAUAUUUUGAACUAAAUAAAAGUAAGAUGGACAUGACCAUAAUGAAAAAUAACACAACCAUAAAAAAGAACAAUUCCUGUUGUUGUUGUUUUUUUUUUAAAAAAAAAAAGAUGUCAUUCUUAGCACUUUGCACUGCAAAUCAAAGACUUUAUAUAGUGGGGAUAAGAUCUGCUUUAAUAUGUGAAAUAC
This is a messenger RNA of Hemibagrus wyckioides, 2581 nucleotides long. It is a transcript of the gene prr16, whose product is annotated as proline rich 16. The record is from RefSeq and is a predicted model, not a curated record. Bases 149 to 1024 code for a protein of 291 amino acids. The transcript is spliced from 3 exons. NCBI's taxonomy places the organism in Eukaryota, Metazoa, Chordata, Actinopteri, Siluriformes, Bagridae. Gene Ontology annotation, biological process: positive regulation of translation; positive regulation of cell size.